Molecule: messenger RNA, 669 nt
Organism: Dentiscutata erythropus
Lineage: Eukaryota; Fungi; Glomeromycota; Glomeromycetes; Diversisporales; Gigasporaceae
Source: the annotation of a GenBank genome assembly
AUGUGGAGUACGAUUAUGAGUUUUGUAAUUGGAAAAGCGAUUCGAAGUAGCAAUGUAGAAUAUACUUGGGGUGAAAUUGAAUUAGAUUCAUCAGCAUUAAGAAAGGACAGUGGCCGUGAUAUUUUAUCUUUACCCAAAGUUGCAACAGGGCAUAAAGGAGAUAGCACAGGAUUAUCGAAAGAUGGUCGUGAAUGUUUUGUUAUGGAGAUUUCCUAUGCUCCCCACAAUUCAAAUAGACGUAAAACAGCUGAAGAUCUAUAUAAACUACUUAGAGAGAUGCGAGAUAUGCUACAUUUAUCUAAAAAAGAAAAACGUGAGUUGGGAUAUAAAAUACCAAGAAAGGGUUUACGUGUAUAUGGUUCACAAUGUUAUGGAUACAUCCAAGAUUUAUAUGAGAUGGAGUAUAUUAAACCUUUUUACAUUGCUCGAAAAAUUGGAUCUAUAAAGAUUAUCAACGAUGACAUCACAAAGCUUGAUUUUGUUUUACGAAUGAUCUGGGCAUUUAAAGAAAGAAUUGCUUUGGCUAAUGAAAUAUGGAGUAGUUUACCAAGUCGGUAUGAAAAUGAUACGUUAGAAUCAUCAGAUGAUGGUGAUAAUUUCACAAAGACGACCCCCAAAAAAACCCAAAAAAGCCAGCAAAACGUAACGGUCAAUGAAAUCAAGUCUUAA